Molecule: messenger RNA, 1995 nt
Organism: Paramecium pentaurelia
Lineage: Eukaryota; Ciliophora; Oligohymenophorea; Peniculida; Parameciidae
Source: the annotation of a GenBank genome assembly
AUGAACCUUUUUGCGGAAUUUGUAAAUCUUCACUAUUCCCCUUCUCCUGAAUAAUAAGUACUUUUAGAAGAAAUUAACAUCGAGAACUUAACAAAGCCAAUUGAUGAAUAACCUAAUCCAUCAAAAUUUAAAGAGCUAUUAGACUAAUAUUUAGAUGCAUAUAAUAACACUUAACCACUUAAAAUUAAAGACCCUCUUAAUAGAUUUCAUCUUCCAAUAUCAGAUUGGGUUGAUCAACCUGUUUUUUAGUGGGAAAUCCCAUAAGAUGUUAUGGACCAAUUAAAUAGAGGAUACUUUAGAUUAUAAAAUAUAAAAUAAAAUCAUGGUUCAGAAUCAAUUACUAUAACUCAAUAACUCAAAGCAUCUCAUGAAAAUUCAGAAAAAUCAAGUUUUUCAAUGAGCUUAUCAAAAUACCUUGACUAUUUAAGAGAUCCAAAUGAUUUUUUUUACAAAAAUAAGCAAUAUAAUACUAAUAAAUUGCUUUCAUUAUUUGACCUAUAAAUUGAGGGAUGGGAAGAAGAAUCAAAUAAAUUAUAUGAAUAUUUACCCUAAUGUUUUUUGAAAGAUGAUGGUUUAAGUUAUUUAAGAACAAAUAUAAAGAAUGUCAAUUAACUUUAAAUCAAUAUAAUGAGUCCAGGAAGUUGGUAGGGAAUUAAACAAGAACCUGGAGCAAUUAAUUUACUUAAUUUAAAUCAUGGACCUGGAGAUUGUUUAUGGAUUGUUAUUGAUCAAGAACAUAUUGAAAAGUUACUAUAAAAAGAAAGACAUUUUAUUCUAGAGGAAGGUAACUAAUACUUGAAUAGAAAUAUUUUAAAGAAAAAUGAUAUCCCUUAUAAAAGAUUCAUAUAAAAACCUGGUGAUCUAAUCAUUUUAGGAGCAGGAUCCUUUUAUUAAAUUGAAUGUUUAUCUACAGCUAUAACAACUGGUUGGAGUUUCUUGGCAAUGAAUUCCUAUUCAUAUUAACAAAUGAUGAGGAGAUAAAUGAUCAAUAUCAAAUAUUAAAUAAAAUCAAUUCUCCCUUUAAAGAACCUAUUUUUGGAUAUUUUUAUUCAUCACAACAACAAAUAAUUGAGAAUGUACCUCUAAGAAUUUGUAACUUAAGAACUUUAACUAAUAAGUGAUUUGCAAUAAUAGAAGAAGAUUUAUUCUUUAAAUAUCAAUUAUUCAAUGAGAAAACAUUGUUUUUGUACAGAAUGUAAAGAAGAAAUAUUUUUAUGUUUUUAUCAAAAUCAACAAAAAGUUCUUUGUUUAAAAUGUGACAAAGUUAAAUACUAUUAAGUUUAAUGUAAAUACAAUACUAAUAUUUUAUAACUUAUUUUAUCCUCUUAAGAUCUUCUAAAAUGUUCUUAUCAUUAUUGUUCUUAAUCUGAAUAAUAAAAUAUAACAUGUACAGCUAAAUUUAAAUAAUAAAAAAAGAAGAAAAUUGCAAGUCCUUAAUCAAUAGAAGAGAGUUCAACUUCUAAUAUAGAAAAUAUAUUAAGAUAAAAAAGUUAUAUUUAAGAAGAAGAAAAAGAAUCUAAUUAAUAAAAACAAAUUAAGAAAUAAGUUAAAUAGCAAGAUGAAGAUUGUUAAAUAUAAGUUAAAAUAGAAUAAACAGAACCUAUAAAAGAGAUUAAACCUAAAAUAAUCAAAAUUAAAACAACAAAAUAAGUCUAAAUAUCUAAAUAAAAAUAGAAUAAGAAAACAGAGAAAAUUGUUGAUGAUAAAAAUAAAAUAAUUAAAAUUGUUGAUGAACCUCCCAAUCUUAAGACUUAUGCAAUAACAACUAGAAAAAGAUAAUAAGUAUUAGAGAUAAAAAGAUAAGAAGAAAUUAAAAUAACGAAAUAAUUAAUUACUAAACCAAUCAUAAAAUCAGAAAAACAAAAACAAAAAUUUACAUCUAUCUAUAAAAAAGCAAGAUUAUCAGAAGAAGAAAUGAAUGAAAUUUUAGGACUAUAAACUUAAUAAACAUAAGAAAGAAUUUAUAAGAAAGGAGAAAAAAUGCUAACACUUUGA